AUGAUUCAGUCAUCGGAUAGGUGCAGUGCCAUCGGAUUCGAAUUAAAAGGCCUGGCGACUCGUGCGAUGAUCUCACUGGUCGUCAAUCUUGACAAUGCAAAGGACCGGUCGUCGAGUACGACGGCGAAGUUCGCUCCGGGCGCGGCGCGCGCGCCUCCGUUCGAUUUUCGGAAUAUUCUCCUCUCGCCAUCCGCCCACAAUGUCGUCCAGCGACACGAAUAUCCUCAAGCCGACACAACGAACGCUCUGAUCGGCCGAAAAGUGUUCAGUUCUGUGAUCGUUACACGCCACGCUCCGGAGAACAAUGCUGUGGGAAAAAAUAACGUUCAGCUGGCAUCGGCGGUCGUUCCCAGCUACCUACCUACCUCUCCCCCCGCGGGCCGGGUGCCGGGUUCAAUGCGCCUCUACGCGUUUAUUCAUCGUUUGUGGGAAAAGUUGACCCCCCCUGGGUUU
Iphiclides podalirius (scarce swallowtail) is the source of this 453-nucleotide messenger RNA. NCBI's taxonomy places the organism in Eukaryota, Metazoa, Arthropoda, Insecta, Lepidoptera, Papilionidae. The record is from the annotation of a GenBank genome assembly.